Messenger RNA from Budorcas taxicolor (takin), 1246 nucleotides. It is a transcript of the gene MAPK1IP1L, whose product is annotated as mitogen-activated protein kinase 1 interacting protein 1 like. The transcript is spliced from 4 exons. The coding region runs from base 146 to 868 and encodes 240 amino acids. NCBI's taxonomy places the organism in Eukaryota, Metazoa, Chordata, Mammalia, Artiodactyla, Bovidae. The record is from RefSeq and is a predicted model, not a curated record.
GAGCCGCGCGCUGCUGGUGCUGCUGCCGCCCCCGUCUUCGUCUCCGCUGCCGUCGGUCGGGCUACGCUCGGUUCUUCAGCGCCCAGUUCUCGCGGACCCAUCGCCACUUCUAGAUCUUGCUGCGAGUUCGGAUCUUGCCGGGAAAAUGUCUGAUGAAUUUUCGUUGGCAGAUGCGCUACCUGAAAACUCCCCUGCCAAAACCUCUGCUGUGAGCAAUACAAAACCCGGCCAACCUCCUCAAGGCUGGCCAGGUUCCAACCCCUGGAAUAAUCCAAGUGCUCCACCUGCCGUGCCAUCUGGACUCCCGCCAAGUGCAACACCCUCCCCCGUGCCUUUUGGACCAACGCCAACAGGGAUGUACCCCUCCGUGCCUCCCACCGGACCGCCUCCGGGACCCCCGGCUCCCUUUCCUCCUUCUGGACCCUCGUGCCCCCCACCUGGGGGUCCUUAUCCAGGCCCUGGCCCCACUGGGCCAUAUCCUACACCAAAUAUGCCCUUUCCUGAGCUUCCAAGACCAUAUGGUGCACCCACAGAUCCAACUGCAGCUGGUCCUUUAGGUCCAUGGGGAUCCAUGUCUUCGGGACCCUGGGCACCAGGAAUGGGAGGGCAGUAUCCCACCCCCAAUAUGCCAUAUCCGUCUCCAGGGCCAUACCCCGCUCCUCCUCCUCCCCAGGCACCAGGGGCGGCCCCACCUGUUCCAUGGGGCACUGUGCCACCAGGAGCCUGGGGACCACCAGCGCCGUAUCCUGCCCCUGCAGGAUCGUAUCCCACACCAGGACUGUAUCCCACUCCCAAUAAUCCUUUUCAAGUGCCUUCAGGACCUUCUGGUGCUCCACCGAUGCCUGGUGGCCCCCAUUCUUACCAUUAAGUUAACAAUGGAUGAAGAGAUGACGCUUUGCUUUUUGAAGUACAUAGAUAUAUGCACAUGAAUGCAUAUAUAAAAAUUGCUGUUUCCCUAUUCUUAGAGGGCAUUCAUGAAAGAACAACUCUUGCACCUCUCAGAAGAUGUCUGCCUCUUGUGCUUGGAUGUAUAGUACAUCUGAUGGAUACAAUCAGAUAAAAAUGUAAACGGAAAUCAUUCAAGUGUGAUUUUUAUUUGGUUUUUAUGGAAAGUUAAAGUAAUUACGUAUAUUGAAUAGCUCUUUGCUACAAUUUGUUUAAAACAGACUUUUCAAUUUGUUUAAAUUAUGAAACUAAACACUUAUAUAAUCACUUUUUCCCCCAAAUAAACACACUUUGAAAACAA